GAUGACUACUACUACAUGAUGUGCAAAUUCAAGCUUUUCUUACCCGCCACAAUAAUCUUGAAGCCGCUGCGCUGCACCGCCACCCUAUCUUCGUUGAUCUCUUUCUCUACGUCUCUCUCGCUUCACGGAGAAGAAGAUAUACAACCUUUGUAUUUUUUUCUGAGGACAUAUGUCUAAUGUGGUCCGACCACGAAGCGCCCACCAAGUGUUCGAUAAAAUCACUAAAAGACGCCCACCUCGUCAGAGCUCAACAAACUACAACGCCCACAAACCUGCAUACAGACAGCGCCCCAAUUUGGUAGACGCAUUCGACUAUUUCGAACAAAACGAUAUCAUAAAAUCAUGGACAUUGAGAAUCUCGAGUUUAGUUCGGGAAAAUCGGUCCCGGGAGGCUGUAGAAGUGUUCAAAUUGAUGCUAUUCAAUGAGAAAAGGCUGAAUUUUGUGACGGUAUUAAGUGUCUUAAAGGCUGCUGGAUCACUUGGAUCAAAAGAUUUGACGUCUGGGAUUCAUGCUUACUCUAUGAAAAUGGGGUUGAUUGAGUCGCAGGUAGCUGUUGCUACUGCUCUUGUUGGCGUCUACUCUUCUUGGGAUAUGCCGAGUGCAUGGAAAAUAUUUGAUCAGACACCUAAAAGGGAUUUGGUUUUGUGCAGUGCAAUGGUUUCUGCAGCUGUGAGCAAUGGGGAGUAUUUGGAAUCCUUUAAGUUAUUAAAGGAAAUGGUUUUAACAGGUGUGGAACCAAAUGAUGUUACGUUUUCGAGUGUACUCCCUGCCUGUGCCGAGUUAGGUGCAUUAUGGCUAGGGAGAGAAAUUCAUGGUUAUUCCAUCAAAAGGUCAUUUGACAAUCAUACCAUUCUUCUCAAUUCGAUUUUGGAUAUGUACUCCAAAUGCAGGCAUUUGGAGGCAGCGAUAGAUGUUUUUGAGCAUAUGCAGAACAAGGAUGUCGUUUCUUGGAGGAUCAUAAUAAGGGGUUGCGUUGAAAAUGAGAGGCCGCGGAAAGCCUUGAAGAUUUUUCUGGAAAUGCUUGCUUGUUGUGUUCAAAAUGUGGAUGAACGUAUCAUCCAAGAAGUAUUUGGAGCAUAUAAACAAUUGGACGAGAAUUAUUGCAGGCAUGGAUUUCAUAGUCUUGUAUUAAAAAUGGGAUUUACUUCAAAUGUUCCUUUGGUGACUGAACUUCUUCAACUCUAUGCUAAAUUUGGCGAUAUUGAGUCAGCCAGAAACGUGUUUGAUCAUCUUAAGUGGAAAGAUGUUAUUGCUUGGAGCAGUAUGGCUUCAGUUUAUGCUCAAAGUGUACAGCCUUAUAUGGCAUUUGACAUACUAAAACAAAUGCAAUUGGCCGACCAGAAUCCUAAUGAUUUCACUUACGUUAGUUUAUUGCUGGCUUGUAGCUCACUUGAAGCUCUGGAGAUGGGCAAAAUGAUGCAUGCACAGAUAAUAAAAUAUGGAUAUUCAGCCAAUGCAUAUUUGACAUCUGCAUUGAUUGAUUUGUAUUGCAAAUUUGGGGAAAUAGGGAACGCUGAGGCUAUUUUUGAUGAAAAUACCACCAAAGAUUUUAUAUGUUGGAGUUCAAUGAUAAAUGGCUACACGGUUAAUGGCUGUGGAGAGCUGGUUCUUGAGUGUUUCUCAAAUAUGCUAUGUAAUGGAAUAGCGCCUAAUGAUGUUGUUUUCGUAUCAGUUCUCUCUGCCUGCAGUCACUGUGGGUUGGAGUAUGAAGGUUGGAACUGGUUCAAUGGGAUGGAAGCCAUGUACGGUAUCAAGCCCAAUCUUGCACAUUAUGCUUGCAUGGUGGAUAUGCUUAGUCGUCAAGGAAGUAUUGAGGAGGCUCUUGAAUUUGUAAAUAAUAUGCCAAUGGAACCCGAUAAACGGAUAUGGGGAUCUCUUCUUGCUGGAUGCAGAAACUCUCAUGGACCUAACGAAAUUUUGGAAGAUGUUGCCAAGAAACUGAUCAGUUUGGACCCAAAUAAUUCUAGCUACUAUGUCAUUCUCUCGAAUUUGUACGCAGACCAGGGUAGAUGGAAGGAAGUCGAGAAGUUGAGAAAUAUGAUGGACACCAAAUCGCUGAAGAAAGUUGUGGGUUAUAGUGCUAUGAACUAAAUCUUAUACAGAUACUGUGGUCAUACAGAUUGUAUUGAAACUACAUUUAGAUAAGCUCUUCUUUUGCUUCUAUGAAUAAUGAGAAGAGCCAGGCAUUUCUUGAUCAAAUGAAAGGUGCAAUUCUUGAAGUGCUUCUUGUUAGUGCCAAAGGCAUAGAUCGCGCCCAUAUU
Molecule: messenger RNA, 2262 nt
Organism: Salvia splendens (bonfire salvia)
Lineage: Eukaryota; Viridiplantae; Streptophyta; Magnoliopsida; Lamiales; Lamiaceae
Product: putative pentatricopeptide repeat-containing protein At3g01580
Exons: 2
Coding region: 170-2092 (640 amino acids)
Biological process (GO): RNA modification
Molecular function (GO): RNA binding; protein binding
Source: RefSeq, a predicted model, not a curated record